This is a messenger RNA of Heterocephalus glaber (naked mole-rat), 3511 nucleotides long. Lineage: Eukaryota; Metazoa; Chordata; Mammalia; Rodentia; Bathyergidae. The record is from RefSeq and is a predicted model, not a curated record.
CUCUGGGAUGUUACAGUCCUGUCAAGGAGAUGAACUUUAAGGAGCUAAAUGAUCAGUCUGCAUAUGACAGAAUGAUGCGUGGUAGGAAGCACACAGGGGCUCUAGGGGUGUAACUGGGCUGAGGUAGGUCAGGAAAAUUGCUAUGAAGAAGAAGGAUAAAGGAUAAUUCCUGAAAGACAGAAGAACUUGUGUGUGUGUGUGUGUGUGUGUGUGUGUGUGCGCACAUGCAUAUGUAUAUGCUGUAGCAGAAAACAGUGAGGCAUGAAGCAACUGAGGUACAGAAUGGCUUGCACAAGGUCACACAGGUGGGAACUACAUGCUGCCUAAGCACUGGGUGAAAUAGGAGCCCUUGAUGUGGACAGCAGAACUUGGGCUCUGGGUGUGGUAUAGUCUUGGGGAAUGUUGGUCUUUAUCUACAGGGCACUGGGAAAACAUUGAAAAGUUUUGAAUAAUAUAUAUUAUAGAUGUUUGGGACAGAUGCAUACUUACAGAAUGUUAUCUUCAAUUGCAGUGUAUAAAAUCAGUUGAAUGGGAGAGAAGAGAUUGGAUACACUGGAGUUUUGUCCUUGCUACCUUACUAGUUGUUGACCAGAUUGAUACCCUGACCUCUGACCUGCAGCUGGAGGAUGAGAUGACUGACAGCUCCAAAACGGACACCUUGAACAGCAGCUCCAGCGGCACCACGGCCUCCAGUACAGAGAAGAUCAAAGUGCAGGCCAGCGCGCCCCUUAUCAAACCCCCCACACACCCGUCCGCCAUCCUCACAGUCCUGAGAAAGCCAAACCCUCCACCACCUCCGCCACGGCUGACACCUGUGAAGUGUGAAGACCCCCAGAGGGCUGUGCCCACUGCCAAUCCUGUGAAGACCAAUGGCACGCUUUUGCGAAACGGAAGCUUACCGGGUGGACCUAGCAAAAUCCCAAAUGGAGACAUCUGCUGCAUACCCAGUCUUAACUUGGACAAGACCCCACUGCAGCCUCUGAUGCAUAGACCCGAAAAAGACAGAUGUCCCCAGGCAGGGCCUCGGGAACGAGUGCGGUUUAAUGAGAAAGUACAAUACCAUGGCUACUGUCCUGACUGUGAUAACCGCUAUAACAUAAAAAACAGGGCGGUCCACUCGCACAGCGAGCCUGUCCAUCAGCCAGGAAAGACUCCUCACCAAGGGCCUCCUCUCCCACCUGCCCCCCACCUCCCUCCCUUCCCACUAGAAAACGGGGGCCUGGGAAUCAGCCACAGCAGCAGCUUCCCCCCUCUCAGACCUGCAACUGUGCCUCCUCCCACUGCGCCAAAACCACACAAGACCAUCCUGAGGAAGUCCACCACCACCACAGUGUGAUGUAUGCCAUUUUAAAAACUUCUUGGUUUCUUAAUUUCUAUAUCGUAAGCAUUAAAUAAUAAGUAAUGAGCACUUUCUACUCAAGCAAUAAAAAGCUCAAAUAUAUUAAUCCUGCAUUCAACAAAGUGGCAUAAAACCACCUGGUAAGUAUGCAGUGCAUUGCUUAUAUCCUGGGUUUACAUUAUUUUAAAUGUUAAAUAAUCAAAACUGCAGAAUAAUGAAAAAGUAUGAAUGCAUUGUUUUUGUACUUGCACUAGACAAAAUAUGACCUUUCAAAUAUCAAAUAUUUUGAUUUAUUAAAAUACUCAGAAUGAUUCAUUUUAUUCAUGCCUAACUCAUCUAUGCAUUAAUAACAUGUCAUACUCUUAACUUUGAUCUGAUGCUUUAUAAUAAGAAAUUUUUAAAAUGAAAGACUAUUUUAUUAUUUUUUUCUAAAGAUGUUUGUCACUAGUUUUGCAUUUGAAAAUGAUAUCAAAAAGUUUAUUUUCUAUACUAUACAAUUAUAUGUUCAGCUAUAUAUGUAAUAAAAUAUUUUGGUUUGUGGAAACAUCAUUAUGUCAAUAAAUCAUAGUAAAUAAUGCCAAGAGCAAAUGUUCCUCAGAAUUUAAAUGAAGGACCAGUUUAUUUAAUUGCAUCACACUAUUUAUUGAAAUGGGGAGCAACUCUGACCGUUUUGAGAAGAUCACUGUAAGUGUAUGUCAGAAUUUUCUGAAUUAUAUCUUACAAUCCAUGUCAUAAAUGCAUCUUUAUAUAUUUGCAUAUUAUAUACCACCACGAUGGUACUCCAAGAACUUUUGUUAAACUUCAGUAUGUUGUCUCACCCUUUCAAUUUUCCUGCCCUCACCAUUCAUCCAGGGCUCACUCUAGGGAAAAAAUUGCCUCCUGUGUCAGCAAACUCUCUGCCUCCCUCAGAGAACUCACAUUUAUAGGAGAAUUAAGAAGAUAUAGAUGUUUCUGGUAACAGAAUGUGUUCUGCGUAAGCCUUAACCUUGUUUUCUUCAGAAUUGAAAGAUGCUGUGGGUCUUUGAUGUUCCAUAGAAGAAAGAGUGGAACCUUCUCCUUCUGUCACCAAAUAGAAGUCUUCCUCUUCGUCCUCAUUUGCUAGCCAAGGAGACAUAUGUUCCCUUGGGUUAGUCAAGGGUUUGGACUCAUGAGAUGUUUUGCUCUGGGGCUAGAAAUGAAUUUAUUUUCCUACAGUGGUGGUGAGGAAAGGUCUCUGAAAAAAUUUGGACCACUAAGUGGUAAGAGUAAAGGGAAUCACCUCUGAUGAAAAUUUAUUCAUUAUGUAAAUUGGAGAAUGCAGAAACUUUCUUGAAAAUUUGAUUCUUGGUUUCAAAACUAAAUAUUUCUGCCACACAAAGGCAGUCUUCAGUUACUUCUCUGUUGAUUUGUCGAGGCAGUAUCAUGGUAAUAUGUAACAUAGUUUUUAAGCCAAUUUCUAUUAAUAUGAUAAUGUUUUUUGGGCACAACAUAGAAGUGAAAUAGAUUUUAUUUUUAAAGGCAUGAUCAAGUCAGUGAAAACAAUAAAUGAUUGACUUACUGAAUGCGAAAGCAAUAUGUUAACGUUUUACUACAUAAUCUUGAUAUAAGCAAACCCAGGUAUCCUCAUCUUUCUGUAAUUAAAUAAUUACUUCUCUUCAUGCCUCAGUAUUGGGACUGUUCAAGAUUACAAACAACUGCAGACAGAAUUUUCUUCCUUUUUCCUGUCUUCUUUCUUCAACCUGUUACUGUAACCUAAAAAUCACCAUACUUUUUGAGAUCUUGCCUCUUUCGUGUGCCUAGAAAUUAAACUGAGUCCCAAAGUAGAGCUUUCCUGAAAUCACAAGUCAACCACAGAGCAGAUAAUUUGCUUGAAAUAAACUGAGUUGAAUAAAUUGAAUCAUUCAAGAUGAUUGAAAAAGGACUUUGGGCCAGAUACCCAGAAAAACCUUCAAAGGUUCAAAUCCAUCUCUCCUCCUCAAAGUACAAAGUAUCACGAUAAAAGACUGUGCUUUCUGUUUGAUUGGUCGCUUAUGCCAAAGUGCACCUGUUUUUUUUUCAUUCAAUGUGCUUAUAAAUAACCAUUGAUCUGGAAAGCUGAGUUAAAUCUCAACCCAAAAAUGUUACAGUUAGUGACUUUAAUUUCCUAAUAUAGUUUAAUUAUUUAUAAUCAAUAAACAUUAGAUCAUAACAGUA